GAUGUGGGUAUGCUGACAUCUGCAAGCCAGAGGUUUGACUGAAGACGACCGCAGUCCGGCUGACAAACAACGGCCUUAGCAACGUCGAGGAAACUUCGAGACAUGUAACUUGCUUUGAAGAGGCUUGUGUCCUGUAGGGCACCCCGAAGCUCAGCCAGUCACGGUGCCUCCCUGGGCUUUCCGUCAUGAGGGGGCGUUGCUCUCGGAAACUUGGUGUGCUGGCCAAGGCCGGCUUCCUGCUCUGGGUCCUGUGGCUGGGCUACCUUCUGUUAGCGCGCUCCUCCUUCCCUUCCGCUUCCUCUAUGGAGGAGGAAGACGAGGACCCCCAUGUUGUGGUGAGACGGCUCUCGUUGGAGGAGAAUGGGGCUGAUGGACAGUUGGCUAGGCCCCUUUACAUUAAGCCAUCACCAGACAACAAUGCACCGGGGGAGUGGGGUCGAGCCACUCACCUCAACCUCAGUCCUGAGGAAAAAAAGCUGGAGCAGGACAGUGUGGAGCGCUAUGCUAUCAAUAUAUAUGUCAGUGAUAAGAUUUCCCUCCAUCGUCACAUCCAGGACCACAGGAUGAAUGAAUGCCGAAGUAAGAAGUUUGACUACCGGCGUUUACCCACAACCUCUGUGAUCAUAGCCUUCUACAACGAGGCCUGGUCCACACUACUGAGGACUAUUCACAGUGUCCUGGAGACCACACCUGCCAUCCUGUUGAAAGAGAUCAUCCUCAUUGAUGACUACAGUGACCGAGGCUAUCUGAAGUCUCAACUAGCUGAAUACAUGAGUAAUCUGGAACGUGUGCGUCUCAUCCGCACCAACAAGAGGGAGGGACUCGUCCGGGCACGUCUCAUUGGUGCCACCUAUGCUACGGGUGAUGUACUGACAUUUCUUGAUUGCCACUGUGAGUGUGUCCCCGGCUGGAUCGAGCCUCUGCUGGAAAGGAUCGGAGAGAAUGCCAGUACCAUUGUGUGCCCUGUGAUCGACACCAUCGACUGGAACACCUUUGAGUUUUACAUGCAGACUGAUGAGCCGAUGAUCGGAGGUUUUGACUGGAGACUCACCUUUCAGUGGCACUCGGUCCCUGAAGUGGAACGCAAGAGGCGCAAGUCUCGCAUUGACCCCAUCAGAUCUCCAACAAUGGCAGGUGGAUUAUUUGCAGUGAGCAAGGCCUAUUUUGAACAUCUGGGCACAUAUGACAUGGGCAUGGAGGUGUGGGGAGGAGAAAACCUGGAGCUCUCCUUCAGGGUGUGGCAGUGUGGGGGCAGCCUGGAGAUUCACCCCUGCUCUCAUGUGGGCCAUGUGUUCCCUAAAAAGGCCCCUUAUGCACGGCCCAACUUCCUCCAGAAUACUGUCCGAGCUGCAGAGGUUUGGAUGGACUCAUAUAAACAACACUUCUACAACAGGAAUCCCCCAGCUAAAAAGGAGAACUACAGGGAUAUCUCUGAGCGGCUGCUGCUCAGGGAGAGACUGAAAUGCAAUAGUUUUGACUGGUAUCUGAAGAAUAUCUACCCUGACCUUCAUGUACCUGAGGACAGGGAGGGCUGGCACGGAGCUGUGCGAAGCUCAGGGAUACCGUCAGAGUGUCUGGACUAUAACUCCCCAGAGCACAGUCCCACGGGUGCCCACCUUUCUCUGUUUGGCUGCCACGGCCAGGGAGGCAAUCAGUACUUUGAAUACACGUCACAAAAGGAGAUCCGUUUCAACUCGGUGACAGAGCUGUGUGCUGAGGUACUCGAGGGACAGACGUCCAUCGGUAUGAGGCACUGCCCCGGUGAUGGGGAGCUCAGACCUGCCAGCAUCACCUGGGAGUUCAGAAAGGACGGGACCAUCUACCACCCUCACUCUGACAUGUGUGUGACAGCCUACCGCACACCCGAGGGCCGCACAGACACUCAGAUGAGGCAAUGUUCCCCUGGAGACAAAAACCAGCAGUGGAAGUUCGAGUGGUAGGAAGAGAAAGAGAAAGUUGCGCAGAACCUCAAGUGACCUUCUUUUACCAUAGUGCAAUUACUACAGUGGAUGUCCUCUCUCCAAGACUGCUCUCCAUUUGAAUGGGAACGCCGAGCAAAUGAAAGGUGGUGAAACAGUCACUUUAAGCCAAUGAAUCACCCAAUUCAGCGCUUUUAUACCCAACUGAAUGACUGAAUAAGUGCCGAUCGCGGCAGAGUGAAUGAGAAUUGAAAGGCGAGGUUUAUGUAGUGUGAACUUGAGACUUCUGCUUUCGUGUUGCUUUUCAUCCAAGUGCCUCUGCAACAAGAACGGAGUCCUGCGCACAUCUUAAGUGUCAUUAUUGUCACGUGUCCGUUCAUCUAAUGCAACAACUUGAAAACAGUGGAACUGAUUUGACUGUCCAGCGCGUGAAGAAGUGCCUUUGAAGCAUUUCCCAGAAAACGUGCAAAAUCGUACUGCACUAAAAAUGUUACCUUGAUGUGCAAUUAAUAUGAAUUAUAUUGUUAAAUUCUUGUGCUUGUUUGUGGAGUUGUCAAAAAAAAAUAAAAAAAAGCAGGCUGCUCAAAGAAGACUUGCCAAGAAUGUAAGGUCAGCAGCAUUCUGCCCCAAACCAGCCACUUCCUAACAUGCUCUAUCAUGUGAGAGGGAAACGGGAAGAGAGUGCCGUGGUCAUACUAGACUGCCUCUCAAUUCCAUGUUGUGUCAGUGAAACCAGUUUCAUGGCAGAAUGCUGCCUGAACAAGACUUGAAGCAUUCAUUAUGCACUUGGACUAAGUGCAAUUUUGCUCCACAGGACCCAGUGAGUUGACAGGAGUGUUGUAAUCUAUUCUUCCCUGUUGUGUAAAAUUAAGAAUACUGUCUAAACUCAUCUGUCAGUGUGCCUUUGAAAAGGUUGUCAUCUUUAGAGAACUCAUUUGUGCCGAAAUGAAACAUGCCAGCGGAUGUCAAUUGUAUUGUGAGAUGUGUUUUUAAAUGCUAAAAACAACACUGGUUUGAUGCACUUGAUUUUAUUUAGACACAAAAAGCCUUAAAGGGAGCGCCUGCUUAAUUUAAUCCUUUAAUUUGGCAGUGCCAGGCUGUUUUGUGAAGAUUCCUGUGUGUAAAUCGUACUUGAAGCAGCAUAAAAAAAACACUCCUGUUUUGUUUUUUCCCACUAAAGACCUAUUGGUGUUUCUCCUGGGAUUCAAUGACCAAGAAAUGCAGUGUAACUGCUGUUGAGAUGUUUGUUGAAUUGCAGCUGUAUGCUGAGGACUGCUUCUCACUGUACAAUGUCUGGUGUCUGUGGUCCUUUGAAAUCAUGAAUAUUUGAUUUUCAUACUAGUCAAUGGAUACAGUACAUGUUAAGAUGACUCCUGUUUUGUGUUACUUCUUAAUAAUGUUUGGUUUGAGGGACCAGGGUGAGACAGUGCUAUUGUUAUGCACCUUUAAAACUACUGAUAAUGCAAAAAAGGGACGGUGGUGAGGAUUACUUGAUAUGAAGAAGAGGGUGACUGAAAUGGGAUGGAUGUUUCAGUGAUGAUUAAAGCGGUUGGGAUGAUUGAAAGAAUAAAAAAAAAACUAACCACAAA
This is a messenger RNA of Plectropomus leopardus (leopard coralgrouper), 3508 nucleotides long. It is a transcript of the gene galnt4, whose product is annotated as polypeptide N-acetylgalactosaminyltransferase 4. Lineage: Eukaryota; Metazoa; Chordata; Actinopteri; Perciformes; Serranidae. Gene Ontology annotation, molecular function: polypeptide N-acetylgalactosaminyltransferase activity. Gene Ontology annotation, cellular component: Golgi apparatus. Gene Ontology annotation, biological process: protein O-linked glycosylation. The record is from RefSeq and is a predicted model, not a curated record.